CUGACAAAACUUUGGAAAGAAGAGAAGAAAAAGAAACUCCAAAACCAAAAGCAAACCACUUUGCAUCACCACGGAUGCUUCCUCUCCUCUCUCGAAUCUUCUACCGAAGCAGAUUCCUUUAAUUUUGACAAUCCCUACCGUAUUUCACUUUUACGUGUUUUGUUUUUUUCAAUUUACUUUCAAGAUUAUUCUCAAAAGCUCCACAAAUUGUGAAAAUUCUUUCCGAAACAGACAUUUUUAUUUUAAUAGAAGAAUUACCUGUGUUCUUUGGCAAAUAUAAAUACACGUCGACAAGGACAACACUUGCACUAAAGAUUGCAAAUCCGUGUUCUCUCUCUUUACUAUUAUUUCCUCUCCAAAAUAUAUAAGAUUUUCUAUUCAAAAACUAUAGUGUUGAAUCUUUUUUUUUUUGCUUAAAUUCUCUGGCCAAAAUAUGAGCGAUCCGAAGUAUGCAUAUCCAUACCCGGCACCGGGAAAUUACCCGCAAGGUCCGCCACCGCCUGUGGGAGUACCGCCACAGUAUUACCCUCCACCACCGCCACCGCCGCCUCCACCACCACAACGAAAAGUUGGUUUUCUUGAAGGACUAUUAGCGGCUCUGUGUUGUUGCUGCUUGGUGGAUGAAUGUUGCUGCGACCCGACCAUUAUAUGCAUUGAUUAAGUUUUAAGAAAUUAAAAUCACUCCUAUGUCUAUUAAUUCAUUAUGGUUAUGAGGUUUAUGUAAUAAUUGUUGUUAAUUAAGAAGAAAAAUUAACAAAAAUAAUUGUUGUAGUUUCAUGUGACUACUAUUAGGCUUAUGGUUGUCUUUUAUAUGUGUAUCACAAAUUUCUGCAGCUCAAGAAUUAACAAGAGAAUUUAUUCUGAUU
Arabidopsis lyrata subsp. lyrata is the source of this 866-nucleotide messenger RNA. Its product is annotated as cysteine-rich and transmembrane domain-containing protein A. The coding region runs from base 434 to 661 and encodes 75 amino acids. NCBI's taxonomy places the organism in Eukaryota, Viridiplantae, Streptophyta, Magnoliopsida, Brassicales, Brassicaceae. Gene Ontology annotation, cellular component: plasma membrane. The transcript has 2 exons. The record is from RefSeq and is a predicted model, not a curated record.